GCAUGUUGCAUUUAUAUCAAUAAUGAUUUUAUGAUCAGUUACAAGCGACACGAUGCCCAUCUGCAUCGAGUGCUCAUAUCCAGUCUCCCAUCUGUACAGCACCUACAGCCGUGCUGAUGACCGAUCAUUGGGUAAAGGAGUACGCUUGACUCAAUGUCCGCGCUGCCAGCGCUUCGCCGACAAAUAUGUCGAAUAUGACUUUGUCGUACUCUUCAUUGAUCUUGUCCUGAUCAAACCACAGGUGCGGCUCUUGCUCUGCAAAUUGAACCCAAAGCUAAAUGUACCAGGUAUAUCGCCAUCUGCUCUUCAAUCGAUUAGGAGGCUAUGACAACCAAUUCGAUGUAAGACCGCCCGCCCACUGUCAACACUUUCAUCA
Aspergillus brunneoviolaceus CBS 621.78 is the source of this 376-nucleotide messenger RNA. Its product is annotated as ARV1 family protein. Gene Ontology annotation, biological process: regulation of plasma membrane sterol distribution; sterol metabolic process; intracellular sterol transport. The transcript has a single exon. Lineage: Eukaryota; Fungi; Ascomycota; Eurotiomycetes; Eurotiales; Aspergillaceae. The coding region runs from base 53 to 328 and encodes 91 amino acids. Gene Ontology annotation, cellular component: Golgi apparatus; cortical endoplasmic reticulum. The record is from RefSeq and is a predicted model, not a curated record.